GGAAAGCCGUUAAUGGAGGGCAAUUGGCAAGCUUUUACAUUUUUUGUCAUUUAAUUUAUAAAAUUACAACUCAGAUAAAAGAACCGGUUCAUCUAUAAUAGACCAUUAAAGAUAUUUGGGCAUUCAGAGAUUUAUGGAGAGUUUCUAGAGAGAGAAAGAGGAGGAAGAAGACGACGGCCAUGGAGGAUUCCACCGAUUCCAUAGCCGUUGAUAUGGAAACUAUCUAUCUUGGUGGAAAGGAACACAUCAUUCGAACGGGUCAUGGUUGUGUGUCUGUUAUCUUAUACGGAGAUGAAGAAAAACCACCAUUGAUUACUUAUCCUGAUGUAGCCCUGAAUCACAUGUCAUGUUUCCAAGGACUCUUCUUCAGUCCCGAAGCAGCGUCUUUGCUUCUACACAAUUUCUGCAUUUAUCACAUCACUCCACCCGGUCACGAGUUAGGAGCUGCAUCCAUUUCCCCGGAUGUUCCCGUCCCGUCUGUCGAUGAUCUUUGUGAUCAAAUUCUAGAGGUCCUUAAUCAUUUUAGGCUCGGUGCAGUGAUGUGCAUGGGGGCGAUGGCGGGUGCAUAUCUUCUUACACUAUUUGCGAUAAGAUAUAGAGACAGAGUUACGGGUUUGAUACUCAUUUCACCUUUGUGCAAGGCACCUUCUUGGACCGAAUGGCUAUACAAUAAGUUGAUGUCAAAUUUGUUAUAUUAUUACGGUAUGUGUAGCUUGUCGAAGGAGUGCUUGCUACAAAGAUACUUCAGUAAGGAAGUCCGUGGUACUCCGGAAAUACCCGAAUCGGAUAUUGUUCAAGCAUGUAGAAAGCUAUUGGAUGAGAGGCAAAGUAUUAACGUGUUGAGGUUUCUUCAAGCAAUUCACAGGAGACCCGACAUUACUCAAGAAUUGGAAAAACUAAAAUGCCGAACGCUUAUAUUUGUUGGGGACAACUCUCUGUUCCAUUCUGAAGCCCUCCACAUGUCUGAAAAACUGGAUCGAAGAUUUAGUGCUUUAGUAGAGGUGCAGGGGUGUGGAUCAAUGGUGACAGAAGAGCAGCCACACGCAAUGUUGGUUUCCUUGGAGUAUUUUCUAAUUGGGUUUGGAUUGUAUAGGCCCAGUGAGUCAGAUGGAAGCCCGAGAAGCCCACUAAGCCCGUUCAGCAUCUCUCCGGAGCUUCUAUCUCCCGAAAGCUUGGGAUUGAAGCUUAAACCGAUCAAAACACGGGUUCUUUCAAGAGGCGGUGACAGUACUUGCUAUUCUUCGUAAAGGGGAGGUGUUUGAGCAUGUUUGGUCUCUACCCAGAGCUUCCAGUGUCGGAAAUCAUGGGAUCGAAGCUUAAACCGAUCAAAACACGGGUUCCUACGAGAGGAGUUGGCGGUAAUUCUUCAUAAAAGAAAAGUUGAAAGAAAGUGUGUUUGAAGUUCUUGUAUGUUCUUUUUUAUUAUAAAGAAAGGGUUGAUGUACAUGUCAAAUGUGUAUGGGUGUAUAGGUUUAGGAAGGUAAAGUAUUCUUUGAACUUUUGUUUCUUGUAGUCACUCAUUUGCAUUUUGUCAUAAAAACUGAAGGACACAUUUGGACAAUGGUAAUGGAACAUUUUACUAUAA
Molecule: messenger RNA, 1585 nt
Organism: Helianthus annuus (common sunflower)
Lineage: Eukaryota; Viridiplantae; Streptophyta; Magnoliopsida; Asterales; Asteraceae
Product: protein NDL1
Exons: 10
Coding region: 180-1247 (355 amino acids)
Source: RefSeq, a predicted model, not a curated record